Hydatigera taeniaeformis is the source of this 786-nucleotide messenger RNA. The record is from the annotation of a GenBank genome assembly. Lineage: Eukaryota; Metazoa; Platyhelminthes; Cestoda; Cyclophyllidea; Taeniidae.
AUGAACGGAUCCAACGAACAAAUGAGUGAAGCAUCCCUCCAACAGUCGAUCGCGGUGUCCCUGUCAGCUGUGGGUCCCUCCCCUGACUUGGGAAGUGUCGUUUCGGUUAGCAGUGCCCCGACGAUGUGGACGCAACAGCAAACAACUGCUGUUGUUUCAACGCCCAGAUCGGCCGUUUUCGUUUCAAGUCAGGCCCCCACCACCGUUAACUCAGGCUCUCCCAUCGUUUUCACUCCGGCGCCUACCUCUAUUAAUGGACCGAUUGUAGUUGCUCCUGCUCCCGUUGUCAAUGCGGAUGUUCAGUCCUCUUCUCAGACUAAUGGUGUGGUGUCAGCGUCUGAUUCAACAACAAAGACGACCCCUCUCUCCGAAACAGCUCCUCUCCUCCCAACUUCUACGCCCUCAGUCAGCCAAUCGGCAGCCGUGAUCACGACCCCUACUGAUUCCUCUCAGCAAAAACAGAAGACUGUUUUCAACACCAAGUCCUUGCUAGAGUUGGUGAAGGAGACAGACCCAUACUUACAACUAGACGAUGAAGCCGAAGAGGCUCUCACGACCCUAUCCGAGGAAUUUAUUGAGAAAGUUGCUAAGCGGUCCAUAAAAAUGGCGAUUCAUCGAGGAUCUCCCACUGUUGAAGCCAGAGAUGUAAAAUUCUGCCUCGAUCAUGAUUGGAACCUAUUCAUUCCAGGCUUCCCCGCGGUUGAGAAGAACUUGAAACGGCCAUUCAUCCUGCAGGCUCAUAAACAGCGUCUAGCUUUGAUUAAGAAGCAGAUCAAGCGGAGUUGA